UUCCCCUCUUAUCUUACUUCUUAUUAUCAAUUUAAAAUUAAGGUUUUUUUCUUUCUUAAUUUCUAGCCUUAAUUCGGUUGGUCUACUUUUCUCUUCUUCUUCUUCUUCUUUUUCUUCUUUUUCUUCUUCUUCGUCUUCUUUGCAUUUGGUUGAGUCCAACCCAAUGUUCUCAGCGGAAGAAGCUGUUGGAUCACAAUUACCGGCUCAUGAAUCCGGUUUUACACCCGAAGAACUCAAUGAGUUAUUAUCAUUUUUUGAAUCAAAUGAACCGGUUAAUUCAAACUCUAGUUCGGAAAAUUCAAGCCGGGCGAUAUAUUCACCGGAUGAAAGAAAGCAAAGACGCAAGAUAUCAAACAGGGAGUCGGCCAAGCGGUCUCGUUGGAGGAAAAAGAGGCACUUGGAGAACCUUACGAGCCAAGUGAAUCGGAUGAACAUAGAGAACCGGCGGCUUAAGAACCGGCUACAUUUAGUGAUUAAUCAGUGUCACGUUGUAUGGGGUGAAAAUGAACAGUUAAGAUCCGAAUCCUUUGCUCUUUGGGCCAAACUGUUGGAUUUAUACUGGACUUUAGCCACCAUGCAAUGCAAUCAUGAUAAUAGUCGACAUUCUUUAUCAUGUUUUAAUUCGAACAAAUUAAGCUCUAAUUCAAUAAAUUAAACUAUUGAAAACA
Molecule: messenger RNA, 668 nt
Organism: Gossypium arboreum
Lineage: Eukaryota; Viridiplantae; Streptophyta; Magnoliopsida; Malvales; Malvaceae
Product: basic leucine zipper 4-like
Exons: 1
Coding region: 164-655 (163 amino acids)
Biological process (GO): positive regulation of DNA-templated transcription
Cellular component (GO): nucleus
Molecular function (GO): transcription cis-regulatory region binding; DNA-binding transcription factor activity
Source: RefSeq, a predicted model, not a curated record